AGAUUAUCUCUUGAGAAACUCAAAGGUUGCUGUAACAAGACACUAGAUCUCAAGUUCAGCACAGCAGGUUAAUUACCCAGAAACCAUUCUGCUUACCAUACGAUAUGGGAACCAGCUACCAUUUGUAGAUUCAAAUCAAAGCUAACAGAAGUGGCAAUAAGAGACAGAAACACCUUAACCAAAGAAGAUUCCAAACAGCAGUACAAAAAGUGGAGUCUCAAGGAUGGCCUCCAGCCACUGGAAUGAAACCACAACCUCUGUUUACCAGUACCUUGGGUUUCAAGUGCAAAAGAUUUACCCUUUCCAUGAUAACUGGAACACUGCCUGCUUUGUCAUCCUGCUUCUGUUCAUAUUUACUGUGGUGUCCUUGGUUGUACUGGCUUUUCUUUAUGAGGUACUUGACUGCUGCUGCUGUGCAAAGAACAAAACUGUGAAGGACUUGAAAAGCGAGCCGAAUCCUCUCAGAAGUAUGAUGGACAACAUCAGAAAACGUGACAGUGAGGUGGUCUAGCCUUCCACGGAAGAUAAACAAAAGCUUUAAGAACAGCCGUCCGCCUCUUCUGAGGAAAAUGAAACUUUCCUGAGGCCAACCUUUAUUACAAAAUUGAUCUGACUUUGAAUGACUAAAAGAAUUCUAGUAGAAAAGAAAACAUGUGAAAUGUGCACUCUCGUGUAUGUAUCCUCAUUAAAUAUGCAGUUCAUAGUGUGAA
Molecule: messenger RNA, 710 nt
Organism: Rattus rattus (black rat)
Lineage: Eukaryota; Metazoa; Chordata; Mammalia; Rodentia; Muridae
Gene: Smim18
Product: small integral membrane protein 18
Exons: 3
Coding region: 224-511 (95 amino acids)
Source: RefSeq, a predicted model, not a curated record